UGUUCCAUUGUCUGCCUGGCUGUCAGUGUGGGACAUCAGUCAUUGACUUCUAUUGUUCCAUUGUCUGCCUGGCUGUCAGUGUGGGACAUCAGGCGUGUGUGUGUGAGUGAGUGAGUGUGUAUGGUCAGUGUGUCUAUGUUAUCACACCUGUGUGAGCAUCAGAGAUGGAGUUGGAUAGUAAGCGCUAUUCUCGGAUGGAGGAGGAUGGAGGACAAGAUACAGACACUAAGGCUGUGGGCGUGGCGAAUGCCCAGUGCAUCAUGGGAGAGGAGACGAAGUGUAAUGACAUCACAGUGAUAGUUUCUAACUCCACCCCUUUCCGGAUCUCCCCUCUGACACACUGUUUAACGGCACCAUCUGGACUACUGGCAUAUCUCAUUACCACAGUGUGUCUGGGAGUGUUGUUGUUCGGGGUGGUCUGGUCCAUCGCUGAGAAGGAGUGUUAUCCAGGGGGGAAUCUGUUCGGCAUCAUCAUCCUGUUUCUCUGUGCUGUGUGUGGAGGAAAACUGAUCGGACUGAUCCAACUCCCCACACUGCCCCCCUUCCCCCCUUUACUUGGUAUGUUGCUGGCAGGUCUGGUGCUGCGUAACGUACCGUAUGUAACGGAGGCGGUCCACAUUGAGCAGAACUGGUCAGCAGCUCUGAGGAACAUCGCUCUGGCCAUCAUACUGACCCGUGCUGGACUGGGCCUCGACCCUUCGGCUCUCCGCAGACUGAAGGCGGUUUGUGUGCGACUGGCAGUAGGACCGUGUACAGUGGAGGCAUCGACAGUAGCUGUGAUGUCUCACUUCCUGAUGGGCUUGCCCUGGGUCUGGGGAUUCAUACUGGGGUUUGUUCUGAGUGCUGUAUCUCCAGCGGUGGUGGUGCCCUCCAUGUUGCUGCUCCAGAAGGAUGGCUAUGGCGUGAAGAAGGGAAUCCCUACUCUGCUGAUGGCUGCUGGGAGUUUUGAUGACAUCCUGGCCAUCACAGGGUUCACCACCUGUCUGGGCGUGGCCUUCGCCUCAGGUUCUAGUUGGUAUAAUCUGGGUAGGGGGGUGCUGGAGGUUGGAGGAGGAACAAUCAUAGGAAUCAUUCUUGGAUUCUUCCUCCAUUUUUUCCCCAGCAGAGACCAGGAGGAUGUGGUAUUGAGGAGGAGUGCGAUGUUACUGGGUCUGUCUGUGUUUGCUGUGUUUGGAAGUCGAGUGGUUGGUUUCCCGGGAGCUGGGGGACUCUGCACUCUGGUCAUGGCCUUCCUAGCUGCGCUGGGCUGGGGGACAGAGAAGGGCCCAGUAGCAGCAGUGGUAGGGAGGUUCUGGGACAUCUUCCAGCCGCUGCUGUUUGGACUGAUAGGAGCAGAGAUCACAGUAUCUACACUGAACCCCAACACAGUGGGUCUGGGUCUGGUCUGUAUCAGUGUAGGCCUGCUGGUUCGAGUUCUGGUAACUCUCUCUGUGGUUCUGUUUGCUGGUUUCACUCUGAGAGAGAAGCUCUUUAUCGCUUUGGCCUGGAUCCCCAAAGCCACCGUACAGGCAGCGAUCGGUUCUACAGCCUUGGACAUGGCCCGUGUGUCUGGAGAUGAGGUUCUGGUGAAGUACGGUCUGGAUGUUCUGACUGUGGCGGUUCUGGCCAUCCUCACUACAGCACCUGUAGGAGCCCUGGGGAUCGGCCUGGCAGGGCCCAGACUGCUGACCAGAGACCCGGAGGACACACACGCAGACAGGAAAGAGGGCACUGAAGUGGACGCCCCAGAGUCUGUCUCAGGACCCGUGUCUAAAGGGGUGGAGCCAUGUGAGAGCAAGAUGUGAGCUCAGCCAAUCACCUUCCAGACGGCAGGGUCCAUUGACCUUUACACAUUCAGCCCUGACCCCAUCUCCAUCAGGAGACCACUGACCUGUUGACCUUUCAGCCCUGACCCCAUCUCCAUCAGGAGACCACUGACCUGUUGACCUUUCAGCCCUGACCCCAUCUCCAUCAGGAGACGACUGACCUAUUGACCUUUACACAUUCAGCCCUGACCCCAUCUCCAUCAGGAGACGACUGACCUAUUGACCUUUACACAUUCAGCCCUGACCCCAUCUCCAUCAGGAGACGACUGACCUAUUGACCUUUCAGCCCUGACCCCAACUCCAUCAGGAGACCACUGACCUGUUGACCUUUACACAUUCAGCCCUGACCCCAUCUCCAUCAGGAGACGACUGACCUGUUGACCUUUACACAUUCAGCCCUGACCCCAUCUCCAUCAGGAGAUCACUGACCUGUUGACCUUUCAGCCCUGACCCCAUCUCCAUCAGGAGACGACUGACCUGUUGACCUUUCAGCCCUGACCCCAUCUCCACCAGCAGACCACUGACCUGUUGACCUUUGCAAUGACUUCAUGCCCUGUAUGUACUGAAUA
Messenger RNA from Salmo salar (Atlantic salmon), 2374 nucleotides. The record is from RefSeq and is a predicted model, not a curated record. NCBI's taxonomy places the organism in Eukaryota, Metazoa, Chordata, Actinopteri, Salmoniformes, Salmonidae.